AUGAUCAAGAAUAAUUUCGACCAACAAUCGAUAAUUUCCAACAGGAAAUCGUCAAGGUUAUCUAAUUUUAAUCCUAUGAAAAAUAGGACACCAAAACAAGAUUUUACUCAACCACCAAUUCAUGCCCAAAACUCACCUUAUUAUAAUCAAUUAACUCCAACUAUGACCAACAUGACAACCAGUUCAGAUGGAUCUUCAACUCAUGGUAAUAAUUAUCUUUUGACAAAGAUGGAAACCAAUGAUUCUAUUGAUUCCAAUUAUUCAUUACAGCAACAAUUCAAAAUCGAGUUAAAUUUAAGUAAGAAAGAGAUUGAACUUAUUAGAUUUACUUGGAAUAAAAUGUUAUUAGACGAGCCUGUUGUUAAAACUAACAGUUCAUUACCAAUCCCUGGAGGAUUUAACUUUAACAAUGGACAUAGUAAUAAUCAACCAAUAAUGAAUCCACCUAAAAGUGCAUCUACAAUUGCUUCAUCGUUAUUUUGUCGUCAAUUAUAUGGAAAUUUAUUAUCAAUGGAUUCCCAAUUAGAACGAUUAUUCCCAUCAAUUAAACAUCAAGCCGUUGCAUUUGCUGGUGUUAUGUCAUUUACCAUCUCACAAUUAGAAAAUUUAACUGCUUUAAAUGAUUAUUUAGAAAAUUUAGGUAAAAGACAUUCAAGAAUUUUAGGUAUUGAACCUGCAAUGUUUGAAUUAAUGGGAGAAGCAUUAAUUCAAACAUUUUAUGAAAGAUUUGGUACAAAAUUUACUCAAGAUUUAGAAAUUUUAUGGAUCAAAUUAUAUUUAUAUUUAAGUAAUUCAUUAUUACAAUUCGGUAUUGAUCCAGUUUUGAAAUUAAAUAAGAAUGAUAAUUUAUCGUCAAAUGCCUCCAUUAAUUCUAAUUUAUUCAAAUUGAACGAAAUCAAUGAUUUUUCAUCAAAUAAUUCAACUAUAAGUUCAAGUAUUAAUACAUUGAAUUCAAGAAAUUUGAAAGAUGAUUUCUAUGACAUCAAUGAAAAGAAAGUCUCAACUGGUUUGAAAGACAAGAAAGAUAAAAGUACAAUCAAGAAGAAGAAAAGAGAUUGUGUAAUUCAAUAA
Yamadazyma jaroonii is the source of this 1071-nucleotide messenger RNA. Lineage: Eukaryota; Fungi; Ascomycota; Pichiomycetes; Serinales; Debaryomycetaceae. The record is from the annotation of a GenBank genome assembly.